CAUUUGUUUAGGCAGUAGGGAGUUUCUGCUAGGGUCUGGAUUGGAGUUAUACGCAGACCGGACCCUACCCUGUAUGAGUGGUGUCUGAGGAGAAAAGAGGAUUCCCCCCUUUGUCGCAAAGAAUCUACAUGUCUAAUAUUUAGACAUGUUCAGCUUUGUGGAUAUUCGGUUAGCGCUGCUGCUCAGCGCAGCAGUGCUUUUGGCCAGAGGUCAAGGCGAGGAUGAUAGCGCGUUCGGCAGCUGCACAUUAGAUGGACAGUUCUACAACGAUAAGGAUGUAUGGAAACCAGAGCCCUGCCAGAUCUGCGUCUGCGACAGUGGAACCGUCAUGUGCGACGAAGUGAUCUGCGAGGACACAUCCGAGUGUGCCGACCCCAUCAUCCAAGACGGAGAGUGCUGCCCUAUGUGCCCCGACAUUAAUGAUCCCACUGAGAACCCUUCAGGUCCUUCAGUUCAGCCGCCAACAAACGGAGAAACUGGCCCCCCGGGAGAGCCGGGUCUUCCUGGAUCUCCUGGCAACGAUGGAUAUGAUGGACAGCCUGGCCUUCCCGGACCUCCCGGCCCCCCUGGCCCCCCUGGCCUUGGCGGAAACUUCUCUCCUCAAAUGAGCUACACUGACCACUCCAAAUCCAGCGGCCCACCUCAGCCUGGCCCAAUGGGUCCCAUGGGUCCUCGUGGUCCUCCUGGACCCCCUGGCUCCUCUGGUCCUCAGGGUUUCACUGGCCCUCCUGGAGAGCCUGGUGAGCCUGGAGCUUCUGGCGCCAUGGGCUCUCGUGGUCCUGCUGGCCCCCCUGGAAAGAACGGAGAUGAUGGUGAGCCCGGCAAAUCUGGUCGCCCCGGUGAGCGUGGCGCUGCUGGACCUCAGGGUGCUCGUGGAUUCCCCGGAACCCCCGGACUCCCCGGCAUCAAGGGACACAGAGGUUUCAGCGGUCUGGAUGGAGCUAAGGGAGAUGCUGGACCUGCUGGCCCCAAGGGAGAGGGUGGUGCACCUGGUGAGAACGGCAUGCCCGGCUCCAUGGGUGCUCGUGGUCUUCCCGGUGAGAGAGGACGCCCUGGACCUCCUGGCCCAUCAGGCGCUCGUGGUAACGAUGGAAACACCGGCCCUGCUGGACCCCCUGGACCUACUGGACCUGCUGGUUCCCCCGGAUUCCCCGGCGGUGCUGGAGCUAAGGGAGAGACCGGUCCUCAGGGAGGUCGUGGAAAUGAGGGACCCCAGGGAUCCCGUGGUGAGCCCGGUAACCCCGGACCUGCUGGAUCCGCUGGAGCUGCUGGUGCCCCCGGAUCCGAUGGACAAGCCGGUGCUAAGGGUUCUCCUGGUGCUAGUGGUAUUGCUGGUGCUUCUGGUUUCCCUGGAGCUCGUGGACCUGCUGGUGCUCAGGGAGCUGUUGGUGCUCCUGGUCCCAAGGGUAACAACGGUGACCAUGGUCCUUCUGGUCCUAAGGGAGAGCCUGGUGCAAAGGGAGAGCCUGGACCAGCUGGACCUCAGGGACUUGCUGGCCCCUCUGGUGAGGAGGGAAAGAGAGGAGGCCGUGGAGAGCCUGGUGGUGCUGGACCUCGUGGACCCUCUGGAGAGCGUGGUGGCCCUGGUGCUCGUGGUUUCCCUGGUGCUGAUGGAGGUGCUGGUGGAAAGGGAGCCCCCGGUGAGCGUGGUGCCCCCGGCGCAUUGGGAGCUCAGGGAGCCACUGGUGAGUCUGGAAGCCCCGGUGCUCCUGGCGCUCCUGGAUCCAAGGGUAUGACUGGUAGCCCCGGAAGCCCUGGACCCGACGGCAAAGCUGGCCCAUCUGGUGUACAAGGACAAGACGGACGCCCUGGACCUCCUGGCCCCUCUGGAGGAAGAGGACAGCCUGGAGUUAUGGGAUUCCCCGGACCCAAGGGAGCCGCUGGUGAGUCUGGAAAGCCUGGCGAGAGAGGACCCGGUGGUUCCAUUGGUGCAGUUGGUGCUCCUGGCAAAGACGGUGAUGUUGGUGCUCCUGGACCUUCUGGCCCCGCUGGACCUGCUGGAGAGAAGGGAGAGCAGGGACCUUCCGGUCCUCCUGGAUUCCAGGGUCUUCCCGGACCCCAAGGUGCUACUGGUGAGACUGGCAAGCCUGGUGAGCAGGGUGCUCCUGGUGAGGGUGGACCCCAUGGCCCAUCUGGACCCAGAGGCGACAGAGGUUUCCCUGGUGAGCGCGGUGCUCCUGGUGUUGCUGGCCCAAUGGGACCCCGCGGUGCUCCUGGCGCCUCUGGAAACGAUGGAGCCAAGGGAGAGACUGGUGCUGCCGGUGGCCCCGGAGGUAAUGGAGCCCCUGGUAUGCAGGGAAUGCCCGGUGAGCGCGGAGCCGCUGGUCUGCCCGGUGUCAAGGGAGAGAGAGGUGAUGGUGGUGCCAAGGGAGGUGACGGUGCCAGUGGCAAAGAUGGCGGUCGUGGUAUGACUGGUGCCAUUGGACUCCCAGGACCCCCUGGUGCUCAGGGUGAGAAGGGUGAGGGUGGCGCUGUUGGCGGUUCCGGACCCACCGGUCCUCGUGGUUCCCCUGGCGAGCGUGGAGAGGCUGGACCCGCCGGACCUGCUGGAUUCGCUGGACCUCCUGGUGCUGAUGGUCAGCCUGGUGCCAAGGGAGAGAGUGGUGAUUCUGGACCCAAGGGAGAACCUGGUGCUCCUGGACCCGCUGGAGUUGUUGGAUCUGCUGGACCUCAGGGACCUGCUGGACCUCCUGGACCCAAAGGUGCUCGUGGUGGUGCUGGACCUCCUGGUGCUACUGGUUUCCCCGGACCUGCUGGAAGAGUUGGACCCCCUGGCCCCUCUGGAGGUGGUGGACCCCCUGGACCCGCCGGACCUGUUGGCAAAGACGGAGCCAGAGGAGGACGUGGUGAGACCGGACCCGCUGGUCGCCCUGGUGAGGCCGGUGCUGCUGGACCCGCAGGACUCAGUGGAGAGAAGGGAUCCCCUGGCGCUGAUGGAGCCCCUGGUUCCUCUGGUAUCCCCGGACCCCAAGGUAUUGCUGGACAGCGUGGUAUUGUAGGUCUCCCCGGACAGCGUGGAGAGCGUGGUUUCUCUGGUCUGCCUGGACCUUCUGGUGAGCCUGGAAAGCAGGGACCUUCUGGAAUCGUUGGUGAGCGUGGACCCCCCGGACCUGCUGGACCCCCUGGACUCUCUGGUGCUUCCGGAGAGGCCGGUCGUGAGGGAUCUACCGGUCACGAUGGUGCCCCUGGUCGCGAUGGAGUUUCUGGACCCAAGGGAGACCGUGGUGAGUCUGGCAUGGCCGGACCCCCAGGACCCCCUGGUGCUCCUGGAGCCCCUGGAACUGUUGGCCCAUCUGGCAAAACUGGUGACCGUGGAGAGUCUGGUGCCGCUGGUAAUGCCGGCCCUAGUGGUCCCGCUGGUGUCCGUGGCCCUGCUGGACCUGCCGGAGGUAAGGGAGACAGAGGAGAGGCCGGUGAGGCUGGAGAGAGAGGCCACAAGGGACACAGAGGAUUCACUGGCAUGCAGGGUCUGCCCGGUACCUCCGGAGGACAUGGAGAGAGAGGACCCGCUGGUGCUUCUGGACCUGCUGGACCAAGAGGACCUUCUGGAUCUAACGGCUCCCCCGGUAAGGAUGGCAUGAACGGUCUGCCUGGACCCAUCGGACCCCCUGGACCUCGCGGUCGCAACGGAGAGAUGGGCCCCUCUGGUCCCCCCGGACCUCCUGGACCCGCUGGACCCCCUGGACCUCCCGGAGGUGGAUUCGACUUUGUCAGCCAGCCUCUCCAAGAGAAGGCCCCCGAUCCCUUCCGUGGCGGCCACUACCGCGCCGACGACCCCAACAUGAUGCGCGAUCGCGACCAGGAGGUUGACACCACCCUCAAGACCCUGACCCAGAGGGUGGAGAAGAUCCAGAGCCCAGACGGUACCCAGAAGAGCCCCGCCCGCAUGUGCCGCGACCUGAGGAUGUGCCACCCCGAGUGGAAGAGCGGCGUGUACUGGGUGGAUCCCAACCAGGGUUCCGCUUUGGAUGCCAUCAAGGUCCACUGCAACAUGGAGACUGGCGAGACCUGCAUCUACCCCAGCACCUCCACCGUCCCCAUGAAGAACUGGUACACCAGCAAGAACAUCAGAGAGAAGAAGCACGUCUGGUUCAGCGAGUCCAUGACCGGUGGAUUCCAGUUCCAGUAUGGCAGCGAUGGAUCUGAUCCCGAGGAUGUCAGCAUCCAGAUGACCUUCAUGCGCCUGAUGUCCAACCAGGCCUCUCAGAACGUCACAUACCACUGCAAGAACAGCAUCGCCUACAUGGACUCCGCCUCCGGAAACCUGAAGAAGGCUCUGCUCCUCCAGGGCUCCAACGAUGUCGAGAUCAGAGCCGAGGGCAACAGCCGCUUCACAUACAGCGUCAGCGAAGAUGGCUGCACGUCACACACUGGCACAUGGGGCAAGACAGUCAUCGACUACAAGACAACAAAAACAUCCCGCCUGCCCAUCAUUGACAUUGCUCCUAUGGAUGUUGGUGCAAGUGAUCAGGAGUUCGGCGUCCAAGUUGGCCCUGUUUGCUUCUUGUAAAAAUGAAAGAAAUAUGGACAUGACAUUGUUGUUUUGUUUCUAGCAGUCAUCUCUAAAAUCCUUUUUCCUAUGCAUUCAAAACUCAUUCGGCUGCCAUUGGUCCACAUGCUUAAAAACCACUCGACUGAAGACGGUGUUUAUGUUUUUUUUCCCAAUCAUGAGAAGUUUUUUUUUUCUUUUUGGACUGCUACUUCAACCAACCACAAGGACACUUUAAAAAAAAGAAUCUUUUGUUCCCACUGGCAACAAGAAAAUAAUAUAUAUACUUGUGUAAAAUUUCCCCCUGGAGAUUGAGAGAGAGAAAAAAAAAAAGAAACAUCAACUCAUGCAAUGAAACACAGGUGACUUUUGCCAUUUUCUUACCACUGCAGAAAGGACAUUGAAAACAACAAGUGAAAUGUACCAUUUUUCUGGUGUUGAAUAAAUUGUAAAAAGUGUGAAGUGUCUUCUUGUGCUAAAUUUGUGGAAAGAACAAAAAAAAAGCACCCGAAUGUUGCACAGGAAAAGGCAAACGAGGCAAAGAAGCUCACCUUCAUUGCAAAAAAAAAUGUAGAUGGCUACCUCGUACCAAGAAGUCACCCUGAGUUUUUUUUUUCUUGACUGAAAAGGGUUUAUUUUACACGAGUCUAUUGUGGGGGAAAUCAAAUCAACACAUCAAAGGUGCUAUUACCAUUUCAACGAGGUCCAGCGAUUAGUGUUUGGCGGUGAAAAAGUCUCGCUGUCAUACUGUAAUUAUUGCCACUAAUGCCUGCAGAACCUUUGGUGCUACUAAAUUGACUCAUGUUGUCUAUGCAGUGCAGUUGUUUUCUUCUUAAGUGUUGGUUUGACAGAAGAGGUCCUCAGAAAAAAAAGGGUGCUCACUGCAUAUGUAAUGCAUGCAAUCAUGUCUCUGUAGAUAAAAGCAAGUGACUCUGAUUCAACAUCAUUUCCCUGCUCAUGUGUUCAGUGUUCAUCCUUCUGUCUGUUUAUUUUUUUUUGCCCCCUGUGGAAAACUCCUCUUCACUAAAAAAAAAAAAAAAAAAGCAAAACAGCACACAUCCCCCUGCCUGUUGUUCAUGUUGUUUGUUGAUGUCUUACGCGAAAAGGUUUCUUAAAAAAGAAAAUUGAAGCAGACCCACUUUCAUGGUUUAAAAGAGAGAUUCUGUACUUAUUUUGUACAUGUAUAAUAAAUUGAGAUGUUUUUAAUUAUUUUUGGGUGCUGAAAUAAAGCAUGUGAAGUGGUCUA
Molecule: messenger RNA, 5735 nt
Organism: Labrus bergylta (ballan wrasse)
Lineage: Eukaryota; Metazoa; Chordata; Actinopteri; Labriformes; Labridae
Gene: col1a1b
Product: collagen, type I, alpha 1b
Biological process (GO): extracellular matrix organization
Molecular function (GO): extracellular matrix structural constituent conferring tensile strength; protein binding
Source: RefSeq, a predicted model, not a curated record